AUGUUGGAAAUGAGCACCAAUAUCUAUUCGAAUGGUGUAGACGGAGGAUACGAAUCAGCAGCUGGAAGUGUUUCUAACUCUAGAAGAAAUUCCAUUGGGUUCAAAGAAUAUGUCAGAAAUAGACGAUAUACAAUGCUCAGUAGACCGAAUUAUCAAAGUUCAUCAGCGAGUUCAGCCUAUCCGAUCACUCUAACGUCUGAUAAUUCACGAAAAACAAGCAGUACAGAUUCAAAUUUCUGUGAUGUACCAACUGAUUUGGAUGAUGAACCAUCUCCCCGACCAAUGUUCCAGAGACGGAUGAGCGUUCCAGAGAAAGUAUUUCUUAGUGCGGAAUAUGCAAUACUCAGAGCUUCAAAAGAAGCAGACGCUCGCUUCGAGAUCGUUGCCGCUUUUGAUCGCCAUACCGAUCCGUAUCGUCAUUACAUGCAAUCAUUGACAUGCUAUGAUCUUCAACCAAAUCAUUCAGCUUUAGUGAUUAUUGACGGAAACCUGCCGAUUCACAAAGCUUUGACUGCACUUUGCCAAUGUGGCCAUCAAGCGGCUGUUGUAAUGAACACUGAAAGCAGAGAUGGAUUGGGAAUACUGACGAAUACGGAUUGCUUAAGAGCCAUUUAUCUAGCUGCGGAAGGAAUUCAGAAAGUUGCCGACCUUACGGUAGCUCAAUUUCUUAAGAAUAAUAAUAAGAAACAUUUGGUAUAUACAGAUGUGAACACAAGUGUUUGGGAUGCAGCGAGAUUGAUUGUCCUCAACCGAGUUCAUCGCAUUCCUAUAAUAGUUCAGCAUGAAGAUGCUGAUUCGAAACCUUCUUAUCAAGGCGAAAUUUGUUAUACAUUGAGCUUGAGAUCAGUUUUUAUGGAAACAAUACUGAAACUUUCUGAUCCUAAGAUGUCAUUAGGACCCCAUAUUAAGCAGAAGACGUUGUGCGAUCGGAAAGUUGGCACGUGGCGAAAUAUUAUUUUGCUCAAGACUACUUCCACCGUCCUUGAAGCUGUGGAUAAAUUCUUAGAAUGUCAUGUCUCUAACAUUCCCAUCAUUGAUUCCGACGGCAAGCUAGCAGCUGUAUUAUCCAAAAAUGAUAUUAUGGCUGAAUUACCUCGUCAUCCUCAUAAUUACUUGGAAAUUCUGGAUAUGCCACUCUCAGAGAUCAUUCAGCUGAAUCCGGCAACAGCGACAACAACCAUGACCAUAUAUGAAACUAUAGCGUUGAUUGUAAGCCAAGAGAGACAAUCAGUGGUAGUUGUAGAUGUUGAGAAGAAGCCUAUAGCCGUAGUAUCAUGUAGUGAUAUAAUGGAUUACAUACAAAACUGUUCUGAUUUAUGUCACAAAGCAUCAGUUGCUUAA
Messenger RNA from Auanema sp. JU1783, 1341 nucleotides. Lineage: Eukaryota; Metazoa; Nematoda; Chromadorea; Rhabditida; Rhabditidae. The record is from the annotation of a GenBank genome assembly.